AUGUCUCCUUUUCCUCCCUCUCCCCUCCCUGAUGUAGGUAUUGGCUACUCCUCAGAACUGGCCUUUGCUGUGGAACCGAGCGAUGAUGUCGCAGUCCCCGGGCAGCCUGUAGUGCUGGGCUGCAGGGUGGAGGGGACCCCUCCAGUGCGAGUGACCUGGAGGAAGAACGGGGUGGAGCUGCCAGAGAGCACCAACUCCACAUUGCUGGCCAACGGGUCCUUGCUGAUCCGUCACUUCAGGCUGGAGCGGGGCGGCCCCUCAGAUGAGGGCGACUACGAGUGUGUGGCUCAGAACCGCUUUGGGCUGGUGGUCAGCCGGAAGGCACGCAUCCAGGCUGCAACCAUGUCGGACUUUCACGUGCACCCCCAGGCCACCGUGGGCGAGGAGGGUGGAGUGGCCCGCUUCCAGUGCCAAAUUCACGGGCUUCCCAAACCCCUGAUCACGUGGGAGAAGAACAGAGUCCCCAUCGACACAGGUGACGAGAGGUACACUCUGCUUCCCAAGGGGGUCCUGCAGAUCACAGGACUGCGGGCGGAGGACAGCGGCAUCUUCCACUGCGUGGCCUCCAACAUCGCCAGUGUCCGAAUCAGCCACGGAGCCAGGCUCACUGUGUCAGGUUCAGGCUCUGGGGCCUACAAGGAGCCAGCUAUCCUCGUGGGGCCUGAGAACCUCACCCUGACUGUGCACCAGACAGCAGUGCUGGAGUGUGUCGCCACGGGCAACCCGCGGCCCAUUGUGUCCUGGAGCCGCCUGGACGGCCGCCCCAUUGGGGUGGAGGGCAUCCAAGUGCUGGGCACAGGGAACCUCAUCAUCUCGGACGUGAGCGUCCAGCACGCCGGCAUCUACGUCUGUGCUGCCAACCGGCCUGGCACACGGGUGAGGAGAACGGCCCAGGGCCGGCUGGUGGUGCAAG
This is a messenger RNA of Tupaia belangeri chinensis (Chinese tree shrew), 913 nucleotides long. RefSeq names its product immunoglobulin superfamily DCC subclass member 3. The annotation marks the transcript as partial. The record is from RefSeq and is a predicted model, not a curated record. NCBI's taxonomy places the organism in Eukaryota, Metazoa, Chordata, Mammalia, Scandentia, Tupaiidae. The transcript has 5 exons. Gene Ontology annotation, biological process: cell-cell adhesion.